AUGGAGAAUAAUUUCGAGCGAGUAGAACGCGAGCUGUUGGAGCAAGCAAAUGGAGUCACUACUUUGAGCGAGUGUUUUAUGUGGUUGCAGCGAUGCGACGAGAUUAUACAACAGCUUGAGGAACAUAGCCGCAUAAAGCGUCCUCGGCUUGCCGUCGGACAAAGACAAUCGUUGGUGGCGAGGAUCGCGCGACUCGAAGGUGAAAAGACACAAUUACAAAGACGUUUCGUGCAUGUAGGGGGUAAUUACGCGAGCACUAGUAAUAACGCGAACAAACUCAUGUGGCGAGAGAUAGAUACAGCGUUCGAGAAUCGCAUUCAGACAGGUGCAGUGAUAAAUACAAACUAUAUUGAACCGCGAACGUUUUUAGAAGACGCAGGCGGUAUAGUGCUCAAGCGAGUGCGGGACGCUCUAGAGGAACACAACAGUGUAAAAGUGAAUACAGCAUUCAACAGCGUGUUUGUAACGGGUGAUAAACAUGCCAACAAAACGCUAUCGCGAAUUCUUAAUUUGAUUCUAAAUAUAAAUAAGUACAAUCCUCUACACGCGGGGUGUUACGUGACAUUACCGCGAAAAAUAAUGAUGAAGCAUGCAGUAGUGAACGUUAAUUCAAAGGACAAUGCAUGCUUCGCGUGGUCAGUGGUCGCCGCGCUACACCCUGUCGAAAGACAUAGUGAUAGAGAGUCAUCGUAUCCGCAUUAUGCAACAGUCCUAAAGUUUGAUGACAUUGCGUUUCCCGUUACAGUAAAGGACAUUGGAAAAUUUGAGAGUCUUAACAAUAUAUCGAUCAACGUCUACGGGAUAAAAAAGGAAAUGGCAAUGCUAAAGAUUCUUCCGCUGCGGCUCUCCAAUGACAAGAAAGAAAAGCAUGUCAAUUUAUUAUACGUACAAAAUCCGCACGAAGACAGCGUGGGCCACUUUGUCUGGAUAAAAAAUCUGUCCCGCCUCAUCAGCUCCCAACUGAGCAAACAUGAUGGAAAAAGAUACAUUUGCGAUCGGUGCUUGCACUAUUUUUUAUCAUGCGAGAGGUUGCAAUCACACACUGUAGACUGUCAGAGGAUGAACGACUGCGCUAUCACAUUGCCUGCCGAAGACGACAAGUGGUUGAAUUUCCGGAAUAUAAACCACAAGGAACGAGUGCCCUUUAUCGUCUACGCGGACCUCGAGUGUGUGCUGCGGAAGACGCAACAUGAUACAGAGCAAGCGUCGUACACAUAUCAACAACAUGAGGUAUUCAGCAUCGGGUAUUACGUGCGAUGCUCAUACGACGACACGUUAUCCACGUACCGGUUUCGUCGCGAUAAAGAUUGCGUCGCGUGGUUCACUAAACAACUAGAAGAAUUAGCGUAUAAUGUUAAGACUCGUUUAUCAACUAAUAUCCCCAUGGAAACGUUAUCGGUGGAACAAUUGGAGGCAUAUCAUAGCGCGACGCAGUGUCAUAUCUGCGAUAAGCCAUUCGCGCCGGAUGAUACGCGGGUGCGCGAUCAUUGUCAUUUGACUGGUCGUUACCGCGGUCCUGCACAUUUUCUCUGUAAUUUAAAUUAUCGAAAUGCAUCAUACAUGCCAAUUAUUUUUCAUAACUUAUCUGGAUACGAUUCGCAUUUCAUUAUUAAGGAAAUCACAGCCUUCAAAGGGAAGACCGAUGUACUUCCCAUCACGAAAGAAAAGUAUAUUUCUUUUACAAAACAUGUCGUAGACACAGCCGAUAAAUUAGAUCCACACAAUUACAUAAAACUACGGUUCAUAGAUUCAUAUAAAUUUUUAAAUACUAGUCUCGAAAAAUUGGCAUCAUUUCUAGGCAAAGAAAAAUUAAAAAUUGUACGUUCCGAAUUUUUACACUUAUCUAAUGAGGAUUUUGAUUUAUUGACACGAAAAGGUGUAUUUCCGUAUGAGUACGUUGACUGCGUGAACAAGCUGCAGGACACGUGUUUACCGCCGCGCGAAUCAUUUUUCAGUUCCCUGACCUCUGAUACUGUAUCCGAGAGCGAUUACAUGCACGCUGAGAAUGUCUGAAAGCGAUUCUCCGUUCAAACAUUGGGUGAAUACAGCGAUCUAUAUUUGAAAACGGAUGUGUUAUUGUUAGCUGACAUUUUUGAAAAUUUUCGCGAUAAAUGC
Molecule: messenger RNA, 2115 nt
Organism: Monomorium pharaonis (pharaoh ant)
Lineage: Eukaryota; Metazoa; Arthropoda; Insecta; Hymenoptera; Formicidae
Exons: 3
Coding region: 1-2013 (670 amino acids)
Biological process (GO): DNA replication
Molecular function (GO): DNA binding; DNA-directed DNA polymerase activity; nucleotide binding
Source: RefSeq, a predicted model, not a curated record